GACAUCAGCGUUGGGUUACUCUCUGCUUCUCUCUCUGCUCCAGUGUCGUCAGAGGUGAGACUAACAUGGAAUAAACUAAAACAUCUCCUCCAUGUCAAUCCCAGCAGACACGGUAUUGUACGGAUAUGAUUCGAGCCUGAGAAAGAAAUCCAUAAACCAGCCAGUAUGGAGACUCUGAAUUCCUCCAAAACCACCAACAUCAGCAGCGAUGAUAAUGGCAGCCUCUUCUCUGCAAGCCCGUACUCGACCGUGGAGAUUGUACUCAUCAUCCUGGUGGCCGGAUCCCUAAGUCUGUUCACUGUCAUUGGAAACAUCCUGGUCAUGCUCUCUAUAAAGGUAAACAGGAACCUGCAGACUGUCAACAACUACUUCCUGUUCAGCCUGGCCUGUGCAGACCUCAUUAUUGGCCUCUGCUCCAUGAACCUCUACACAGUCUACAUUGUGAUUGGCUACUGGCCCCUGGGAGCUGUGGUGUGCGACCUGUGGCUGGCGGUUGAUUAUGUUGUCAGCAACGCUUCAGUCAUGAACCUGCUCAUCAUCAGUUUCGACCGUUACUUCUGUGUCACAAAACCGCUCAGCUAUCCAGCGCGUCGCAGCACCAAGAUGGCGGGUCUGAUGAUUGCUGCGGCCUGGGUCUUGUCCUUUGUCCUGUGGGCCCCGGCCAUUUUGUUCUGGCAGUUCAUAGUGGGGGGGAGAACCGUGCCGCCAGGUGAAUGCUACAUUCAGUUCUUCUCAAACCCUGCAGUGACGUUUGGGACAGCCAUCGCAGCAUUUUACCUACCGGUGGCCAUCAUGAUCUACCUUUACUGGCGCAUCUCCAAGGCCAGCCGCAGCCGCGUGAAGAGGAACACUAGGAAGCCGUCAGGGGCCAGUCUGGGGGAGGGCCCCUCUCACAGCCAGGAAGAUGGAUGUCACAACAACGGCAUCACAACUGGAGAUGCUCAGGUGGAGGGUGAGGAUGGUAAGGAGAAGGAAAUGCUGCAGCAGCAGAAUGGAAACGGGCGCAGUCAUGAAGAAAGAACCGAUCAGGCAGACUCCACAGAAGACGGGAACCACGCUUCAACGUCUAAAGACACUGCUGUCCCUGCUUCAUCUCAGAAAUGUUCAUAUGGUGAGAAAAAGACAAACCAAACUCAGCCACCUUCUCCUGAGAACUCGGCCGCUGACAGACAAAGUCUGACCGCAAGGAACCUGUUUAAGGUGACAAAGCAGAGUGCUGUGGCAAAGUGGAAAAGGAAGGGUGUUUCUUCCAGGGAGAAAAAGGUGACGCGCACCAUUAUGGCCAUCCUGGUUGCUUUUGUAGCCACAUGGACGCCAUACAACGUCAUGGUGCUGAUCAACACCUUUUGUACCAUCUGCAUCCCAAACUCACUGUGGACCAUCGGCUACUGGCUCUGCUACAUCAACAGCACCAUCAACCCAGCAUGCUACGCCCUCUGCAACACGACCUUCAAAAACACCUUCAAGCACCUGCUCCUGUGCCAGUACAAAAACAUACGAACAGCACGAUGAAGGCCAACAAGCUUACUCGUGUUAGUAAUAAAACUAGUGAACCGAGAUGACACCAAUGUUAGGGUGAACGUUGUUAAUAUAUCAAGGUUUUCUUAUCCAUUCUGUGCAAUCUGUUUCUAUUUAAAAUUGUACAACUGCCAUUACGUCAAAUUGUACCACACAACUUAUUUUAAAACUAUGUUUUUUGUAUUAUAGUUCUUAAGGAAUUCUUGAGGGGGAUAUGGUGUAUUGUAAAAAUGUACAUUUGAGUGACUUUUUGGCUUUUAUAUUUUCCUCUUUGCUCCACCAACACAAGCUUGUGCAGUAUGUUGUUUAACAUGCAACCUCUUUUUACCCCGACAGUAAAAUUGUGGUUAAUGUGAUAGUUUUUUGGACAAAGCAGUGAUAUUUAUAAAGUCUAGUGUAAAAAGAAGAUAAUAUACCAUAGAAAAAUAAACCGUAUUAUUGACAUAAAUCAUUUGUGCAGUAAAAAAUCUGCAUAAAAUGAACAAUCUGAAUGACAGCUGUAAAUUGUUGUGUGUGUGUGUGUGUGUGUGUGUGUGUGUGUGUGUGUGUGUGUGUGUGUGUGUGUGUGUGUGUGUGUGUGUGUGUGUGUGUGUGUGUGUGUGUGUGUGUGUGCUUUCUGUCUAGCUAGAUUUGUCAUAUGAAGAUAAUGACAUCCGUGAACCAUGUUGUUGUGAAAUGAGCCCCACUGUAGUGAUAUCUCUCCAUAGUACCCCUCUUUCAUGUACAAAUACAUGUUAUACAAAAAUAAAAGAGAUAAUAACAUA
Eleginops maclovinus (Patagonian blennie) is the source of this 2282-nucleotide messenger RNA. RefSeq names its product muscarinic acetylcholine receptor M2-like. The record is from RefSeq and is a predicted model, not a curated record. Lineage: Eukaryota; Metazoa; Chordata; Actinopteri; Perciformes; Eleginopidae. Gene Ontology annotation, cellular component: plasma membrane; dendrite; synapse. Gene Ontology annotation, biological process: G protein-coupled receptor signaling pathway, coupled to cyclic nucleotide second messenger; regulation of smooth muscle contraction; adenylate cyclase-inhibiting G protein-coupled acetylcholine receptor signaling pathway. The transcript has 4 exons. Gene Ontology annotation, molecular function: G protein-coupled acetylcholine receptor activity; G protein-coupled serotonin receptor activity. Bases 166 to 1512 code for a protein of 448 amino acids.